CCGAUAGCGCGGGGUCCUCAGCUGCCUAGGUGUCUAGUGCCGUCGUCUUCGCGGGCGGCUGUUAGUGCAGCUCCUGUUGGUGCGCUGUGGUGGUGGUGACGGCUGCCGGCCAGGAGGAGCAGAGCUUCAGCCCGGAGUAAGGAAGCGGCCAAGGCGGCGGCGGAGGCGCAGAGGCGGUGGGACCGGCUGAGCGGCGGCGGCCGAGGUAGCGGCAGCGGCCGAAGCGCAGGGGGGUGGGGGGGGAAGAUGGCGGACGUGCUGAGCGUCCUGCGCCAGUACAACAUCCAGAAGAAGGAGAUCGUGGUGAAGGGAGAUGAGGUGAUCUUCGGCGAGUUCUCCUGGCCCAAGAAUGUCAAGACCAACUAUGUGAUUUGGGGGACAGGAAAGGAAGGCCAACCCAGAGAGUACUACACUUUGGAUUCUAUCUUGUUCCUGCUUAAUAAUGUACAUCUUUCUCAUCCUGUAUAUGUCCGCCGUGCAGCAACUGAAAACAUUCCUGUGGUUAGAAGACCGGAUAGAAAAGAUUUACUUGCAUAUUUAAAUGGUGAAACGUCAACAUCUGCAAGUAUCGACAGAAGUGCACCCCUUGAAAUAGGUCUUCAGCGAUCCACACAAGUAAAAAGAGCAGCAGAUGAAAUAUUAGCGGAGGCAAAGAAACCACGAAUUGAGGAUGAAGAGUGUGUACGUCUUGAUAAGGAGCGAUUGGCUGCUCGUUUGGAAGGUCACAAAGAAGGGAUUGUUCAAACAGAGCAGAUUAGAUCCUUAUCUGAGGCUAUGUCUGUGGAAAAAAUAGCUGCAAUCAAAGCUAAAAUUAUGGCCAAGAAAAGAUCUACUAUCAAGACUGAUCUAGAUGAUGACAUAACUGCACUUAAACAAAGAAGUUUUGUGGAUGCUGAGGUAGAUGUGACCAGAGACAUUGUGAGUCGUGAGAGAGUAUGGAGGACAAGAACUACUAUUUUACAAAGCACAGGAAAGAAUUUUGCCAAGAAUAUUUUUGCAAUUCUUCAGUCUGUAAAAGCCAGAGAGGAAGGACGGGCACCUGAGCAGAGACCUGCACCUAAUACAGCACCUGUGGAUCCUACGUUGCGGAAUAAACCUCCUAUUCCAGCUGCCUACAACAGAUAUGACCAGGAAAGAUUCAAAGGAAAAGAAGAAACGGAAGGCUUCAAAAUUGAUACAAUGGGCACCUACCAUGGAAUGACUCUAAAAUCUGUAACGGAGGGCGCAUCAGCUCGUAAGACUCAAACUCCAGCUGCACAACCAGUACCAAGACCAGUUUCCCAAGCAAGACCACCUCCAAACCAGAAGAAAGGAUCUCGAACACCUAUUAUCAUUAUUCCAGCAGCUACCACCUCUUUAAUAACUAUGCUUAAUGCAAAAGACCUUCUCCAGGACCUAAAAUUUGUUCCAUCAGAUGAAAAGAAAAAACAAGGCUGCCAACGAGAAAAUGAAACACUUAUCCAGAGACGAAAAGAUCAGAUGCAGCCUGGAGGUACUGCCAUAAGUGUAACUGUCCCCUAUCGAGUCGUAGAUCAGCCUCUCAAACUUAUGCCUCAAGACUGGGAUCGUGUUGUGGCAGUUUUUGUACAGGGCCCUGCAUGGCAGUUCAAAGGUUGGCCAUGGCUGUUACCUGAUGGAUCACCAGUUGACAUAUUUGCUAAAAUUAAAGCCUUCCAUCUAAAGUAUGAUGAAGUACGCCUAGAUCCAAAUGUACAGAAAUGGGAUGUAACAGUAUUAGAAUUAAGCUAUCACAAACGUCAUUUGGACAGACCAGUGUUUUUGCGUUUUUGGGAAACAUUGGACAGGUACAUGGUGAAGCAUAAAUCCCAUUUGAGAUUCUGAAUGACUUGACUACCAUUUCUCCUCUAGAAAUUUGGAUUAAGAAGCAUGAAACUGCUCCAUUCUGGGAACUGAGGCUCUUGAUUUAUGAAUUUGUCAAGAACUUUGCAAAUGGAGGUCACAAAUGAAUCUUUUUUUCUAAGACCUUAUUUGAUGUUUCGUGCUUUGACAGGCCGAUUUCUGUCACCAUUAUAAGCAAAAGUUUUUUGCUUACGACUAUUUUUUUAAUAAUAAUAAUAAUAUUAGCCUUCUAGUCUGUAA
This is a messenger RNA of Antechinus flavipes (yellow-footed antechinus), 2100 nucleotides long. It is a transcript of the gene CDC73, whose product is annotated as cell division cycle 73. The transcript has 17 exons. Lineage: Eukaryota; Metazoa; Chordata; Mammalia; Dasyuromorphia; Dasyuridae. Gene Ontology annotation, cellular component: Cdc73/Paf1 complex. Gene Ontology annotation, biological process: transcription elongation by RNA polymerase II; positive regulation of transcription elongation by RNA polymerase II. The record is from RefSeq and is a predicted model, not a curated record. The coding region runs from base 247 to 1842 and encodes 531 amino acids. Gene Ontology annotation, molecular function: RNA polymerase II complex binding.